Molecule: messenger RNA, 1818 nt
Organism: Cebus imitator (Panamanian white-faced capuchin)
Lineage: Eukaryota; Metazoa; Chordata; Mammalia; Primates; Cebidae
Gene: HRK
Product: harakiri, BCL2 interacting protein
Exons: 3
Coding region: 118-393 (91 amino acids)
Biological process (GO): positive regulation of apoptotic process
Cellular component (GO): mitochondrion
Source: RefSeq, a predicted model, not a curated record
ACUUGGUGUCCAGGGGAGGCCCCCGGCGGCUGGAGCGCGGCGGCAGCGGGCGCAGAGGCCGGAGGGAGAGGAGGCGAGGGGCGGCCUGAGCGCGGGGCGGGAGCGAGGCCAGCGGUCAUGUGCCCGUGCCCCCUGCACCGCGGCCGCGGCCCCCCGGCCGUUUGCGCCUGCAGCGCGGGUCGCCUGGGGCUGCGCUCGUCCGCCGCGCAGCUCACCGCCGCCCGGCUCAAGGCGCUCGGCGACGAGCUGCACCAGCGCACCAUGUGGCGGCGCCGCGCGCGGAGCCGGAGGGCGCCGGCGCCCAGCGCGCUCCCCACCUACUGGCCCUGGCUGUGCGCGGCCGCGCAGGUGGCGGCGCUGGCGGCCUGGCUGCUCGGCAGGCGGAACUUGUAGGAACGCGGGGCUUCUUGGUGGGGCCGGAGCCGAGACCCAGCCGGAGCGAGCAACAGUUGGAGAAGCCAGGGGCUCCCGCGACUGAAUGGGGCCAGGCUGAGGCUGCCCAAUCCCGGGAACUGGAAGAACACUUCGGAUGAUCUCGGGGAGCAGAAAAAGGAAGUUGAGCGACAGACGCGAAGCCCAAAGAGUGGAAUUUGGGAAGAGGCAGAAAAAAAGUUGGUGAAAACCCUGUGUCCUUGGAGAAAGCUGGUUCCCGUUUUCCAGAGGGGAAGCCCAGAGCUUGAAAGGCCGCGGUUGGCACUUCGAGAAGGAAGUGGAGAGUAAAGACAGCGCGUGGAGCGAUCGUGGAAACACAGAAUGGGACUGGGGAAGCCCUUUGGAAAUCCAGCUGCAGAAACAGACACCCCAAUGCUAUUUACAUACAGCUCUCUCUAUAUAUAUAUAAAAAGAAAAUAUGAAUAUUACGUAUCAGUGCAUGCCUUGUUGAGGACGUGGUCGCCUUCCUUUUCUGCACCUUGCAAAGUGAACUUUGAUAUUCUGUAAUGUCUGGGGCGCCAGAAGAGAGAUGCCUGCUGUGUACUUAGAAACUAUUUGCAAAGACUGGUGGGAAUUAGCCCCAGCGUCGGCCAACUCCCUGGGGAUAGAUGCUGGCGGAAUGAGAGGUAACAGUGCAAAAGGCAUGAUAGAAAGAAAAAAAAAGUGAGGACUUGGGGCCAGUUGUGUAGGAGCAGUCUGGGAUGCCUCCAUUUCUUGACACGUCCUAGCCUCUCCCUCUGUACUGUCCUAGGUCAAUCGUUAGAUCCCACUGUCGUGUCAAGAGAAAUGGGAUUUUUGUGUCUCUGGUGCUUCACUUAAAAUUUUGCUGGUGCUAAGUGCGUUCCUGCUGGUGCUGCUGUGGUGUUUUGUUGACAGACCUGGAAGAGCAGGGGACAAGAGAGAUUUCUAUUUUGCUGUUUCAGAUUUUUUUUUUUUUUAAGGGACAAGUUGCAAAAGAACUACUUGAGAGUCUCUUCUCUUUCUCUAUGUGGAGACGAAUAUCCAGAGGUGGUUUGGAGCAAAUCUUGGGGUCUAGGAGGGAGGGUGGUGUUUAGAGGCUUGCUGGUUAUGAGGCGGAAAGCUGACCUCAUGCAUGACUUGGCUGCUGUCUCCCCUACCCCCACAAAAGUGUCCUCGGAGUUCAGCCCACAGCCUCCUCCACUCCCCAAGGGGGUUUCAGGGCUUAGGUUUUAUGGAUUAAAGAGCCAAGAAAUGGCUACAUUCUGGUCAAAGAUGAUUUAUAACCAGGGGACGUUGGGAGAGGGAGCAGGCCAUUGAAAUGAAAUGCACCAGCAUCUCACUGAUUGACAGAGGUCUGAUUUUUUUCCCCCAAGGAUAAGCUACUAUUUUCAGAAGUUUCUAGAAGGGCUAAAAAAAAAAAAAGAU